CUUAAAGUUAACUUUUUCAAGGGAAGGUGCACCAGCAUUUAGCAGCAGCUCACCCACCUGACUUCACAAGGUAAGACAUAAGAAAUAGAGGAAAAAUGAGUGACCCAUGGCAGAGGGCAUAUGACAUUGCUGUUCAAGUGGCAAGAAAAGCUGGAGCGGAAAUUAGGAAAGCUGGAGAGAGCGAGAUAAGGGUCAUGACAAAGAGCUCCACUGUAGACCUUGUUACGAAGACCGACGAGCGGGUGGAGAAAAUUAUCAUUGGGGCUCUUAAGGCUGAAUUUGGAGAAGGCACCCACGAUUUCAUUGGAGAGGAGUCAGUCGCAAAGGGGGAGGCGUGUAUCCUAACUGACAAACCCACAUGGAUCAUAGACCCAGUGGAUGGCACCACAAACUUUGUACAUGGAUUCCCAUUCGUGGCUGUGUCUAUCGCCUUUGCGGUCAAUAAGGAGUUGGAGUUUGGUGUGAUCUACAGCUGCUUGGAAGACAAGAUGUAUAAAGCAAGGAAGGGGAAGGGAGCUUUCUGCGACGAUGACCCAAUUCAAGUGUCUGACGUAAAAGAUAUCCACAAGUCCAUCAUCAUCUCUGAGCAUGGAACAGACAGGUCCAAAGAAAAAGUAACCAAGAUCUUCUCCACCAUGCAGAGGAUCCUGUGCAUCCCAGUGCAUGGGCUCCGUGGGUCAGGAACAGCUGCCACUAACAUGUGCCUGGUGGCGUCAGGGGCGGUGGAGGCUUUCUUUGAGAUCGGCAUCCACUGCUGGGACAUUGCUGCUGGAGCGGUAAUAGUCAAGGAAGCCGGAGGUGUCCUUCUGGAUGUUGAUGGGGGACCAUUCGAUUUGAUGUCUCGAAGGAUGGUUUGCGCAAACAGCGACAUUAUUGCUAAUCGUAUCAUUAAAGAAAUCGAAAUAUUCCCUGCAGAGAGGGAUGAUGCUCCAGUACAGAAGAAGUGAGAAUAUUCCUUACACCCUGUUUACACUGAAUGUCCAAAUGCAUUGCAAAUUGAGUACAAGAAGAAAAGAUGUCUGUAUGUUAUCUGAAUAAAGUUGCUGUGCUUAAA
Messenger RNA from Scomber japonicus (chub mackerel), 1054 nucleotides. Its product is annotated as inositol monophosphatase 1-like. The coding region runs from base 96 to 947 and encodes 283 amino acids. Gene Ontology annotation, biological process: inositol metabolic process; signal transduction; phosphatidylinositol phosphate biosynthetic process. Gene Ontology annotation, molecular function: inositol monophosphate 1-phosphatase activity. The transcript is spliced from 9 exons. The record is from RefSeq and is a predicted model, not a curated record. NCBI's taxonomy places the organism in Eukaryota, Metazoa, Chordata, Actinopteri, Scombriformes, Scombridae.